Molecule: messenger RNA, 1113 nt
Organism: Synchytrium microbalum
Lineage: Eukaryota; Fungi; Chytridiomycota; Chytridiomycetes; Synchytriales; Synchytriaceae
Exons: 3
Coding region: 1-1113 (370 amino acids)
Source: RefSeq, a predicted model, not a curated record
AUGAAUGAGGCAACCAAGAACACCCGGCCUUCCCACGCACCGAAAUCAAUCGCGAAAAGAAUCACAAUCUCGCCAGACAGCUCCCCGAUAGUAAACCGUCGCUCCUCGACUAGUUUCAAUUUUGAUUCUACAGAUCACCAAUAUGUGCUAAAACGAGAUACAUCUACCGGAGAACUGAUACGUGAAUAUGCCAUAGACGAUGUGAUUGCAAAUGAUAUAGCAUACAACGCAUGGUUGAUGAGUAAGAGGCGUGAAGAGCAUAGUAGUAGCAGUAGUCACAACCACCACCAGCAUCAGCAAAACCAUCAGAGAGCACAUUCAAGACCAUCAUCAAGAUCAUCGUCGCAUUACGCCUUCUUCUCGUCCAUACCAACACAUCGUAUGGACAUACCGACACAGGAUGAUCAAGACGAUGAUGAAGAAUUGCAAGAUAAUCUAGGAAUAUCUCGCCACAGAUCAAACUCAGAGAAAGCCGAUCUAUACAUCCGCGAAUGGUUUACCAAAAAAAACCAAGAACUCGAGAAACGUGCUCAAGAAGAAGCUCAACAAAUACAACAAGAGCAAGAACGUCACAAACGGGAAGCCGCUGAACGUAUAAAGCGUCUAGAACAAUCAGAUCACCGUGUAGAAACAUGGAGGAAGGAGAAACUAGAGAUAGCUAGACGGGAACGAGAACGACAACAUCUCGCAGAGCAAGCGCAAAAGAAGGCACAGCAAGCCAAGAAACAACAAGCAGCUAAAUCCGAAGCCGCAUUUCAGAAAUGGAAGAAGGCCACAUCGAAUCGAGAACAUGAUACGUCUACCUCUAAUGUAUUGAAGCAUCCUAAACCAUGGACUGAUCCCGUACUGCCGUCUGUAAACCCACGAGAGCAUCAAGCAAACACGCCACCGAUACUAUCGCCACCUGCACUAUACAAGGAUUAUGAGAGAACAAGCACUAUUGCACCGGCAUUUAUGAAAAAGUAUCCUUCGUUGGUUGCAAAUGCUGGACGGGAAGUGUUGCAGUCUAAAGAAAAGGACCUUCGGAAGGCUGCGGGCCCCAGAAUGCAUAAAGGGAAGAGUGAUUUUGUUAGUAAGAGGGAUGUCGUGUAUCCGAAACAUCAUGCUUUGUGA